Larimichthys crocea (large yellow croaker) is the source of this 2829-nucleotide messenger RNA. RefSeq names its product polymerase (DNA-directed), delta interacting protein 2 (gene poldip2). Gene Ontology annotation, cellular component: nucleus; mitochondrial nucleoid. Gene Ontology annotation, molecular function: DNA binding. The transcript is spliced from 11 exons. The record is from RefSeq and is a predicted model, not a curated record. Gene Ontology annotation, biological process: error-free translesion synthesis. Bases 54 to 1193 code for a protein of 379 amino acids. NCBI's taxonomy places the organism in Eukaryota, Metazoa, Chordata, Actinopteri, Sciaenidae.
ACAUCCGUGUCCUUUCGUAAACGCGCGUGUGUACGCGUGCCAGCGCUGGAAAGAUGGCGGCCUGUGCGUUGCGCCGAGGUCUGUUGAACUCUGUCAGUAAAUACAACAAGAAGCACACACAGAGGAUACUGAGUGUCGUUGACAGCAGCAGCAGCGGCGUGUUCGAGUUGAACAGACCACGGUUACCAUGCCGAGCCUGCGGACUGGCCGGCGGAGUCCAGCAGAGGAGGUUCAUGUCGUCACGGAACAGGCCCGAAGGGAAAAUUUUGGAGACCGUGGGAGUGUUUGAGGCUGUGAAGCAGCACGGCAAAUAUGAAACAGGACAGCUGUUUCUCCACAGUGUGUUUGGCUACAGAGGCAUUGUCUUGUUCCCCUGGCACGCCCGACUUUACGACAGAGACAUCACCCCUCCCAUGUCUGACAGCAAACCUGAGCCACCAGGAGCCCACGGUUCCAAGGAGGUGAAGGGGAAGACCCACACCUACUACCAAGUCCUGAUUGACACCAGAGACUGCCCUCACAUAUCUCAGAGGUCCCAGACAGAGGCAGUGACGUUUCUGGCCAACCAUGAUGACAGCAGAGCCCUCUACGCCAUCCCAGGUCUGGACUAUGUGAGCCAUGAAGACAUCUUGCCCUAUAACUCUGCAGAGCAGGCCCCCAUCCAGCACGAGCUGUUCGAGCGCUUCCUCCUGUACAACCCUGCCAAAUCUCCUCCGUUCACAGCCAGAGAUACCCUGAAGGCUUGGCAGGAGAAGAACCACCCAUGGCUGGAGCUGUCAGACGUCCACAGGGAGACCACCGAGAACAUCCGAGUCACCGUCAUCCCCUUCUACAUGGGCAUGCGGGAGGCCCAGAACUCCCACGUUUACUGGUGGCGGUACUGUAUCCGUCUGGAGAACAUGGGCAACGAGGUGGUUCAGCUGAGAGAGAGGCACUGGAGGAUCUUCAGCCUGUCAGGAACCCUGGAGACAGUCAGAGGACGAGGAGUCGUAGGCAGAGAGCCGGUGUUGUCUAAAGAGCAGCCGGCCUUUCAGUACAGCAGCCACGUCUCUCUACAAGCCCCCAGUGGUCACAUGUGGGGGACGUUCCGUAUCGAAAGGACCGACGGCUCCCACUUUGACGUUCGCAUUCCUCCUUUCUCCCUGGAGAGCAACAAAGACGACAAAGCGCCCCCUGCUGGCUACACAUUCUAACUGCAAUGGGUCGCAUCGCACCUGUGAGGCCCCCGCAUACGCCGUCAAUCCUGGCCCUGUCUAGAAUUGUCCUCCCUCUGUAACGUUACCUCAGCCUUCAGCAUAAGUAAGGUUAUGCACAGGGAGAAUAUAGCAUUGUCUAGGUUAUCCAAAUGCAGACCUACUUCGCUCUUUUCCUGUCAGAGUGCACCCAACAGCAAUAUCGAUUUUAUGGAGUAAAUCAUAUAGGGUAGAACACCGAUCAGUCGUCAGUCCUGUGCGUCUUCACUCAGUAGUGUGUUUGAAGAGACGUGCAUUGGGAGGUAAAGAGGGGAGUUAAUGUUGAGUAGCUGAGUUCAUACUGAGGCCAGCCACUUGAACCACAUGUUACAAACUUCUCCUUCCUACGCAGUGUUCUUGUUUGAAUUUCUGAAAACAUGACUCAUGACUUUUAUCCUGGACUCUGUUUUCUGUCAUGUUUUUUUUAACUCUAAUACCACCUUAUUGCAGUACAGUUAUCUCACACCUCUAUGGGUCUGUGUUGAGAGGGAAAUCAGAUUGAAUUCUAGGCCGGUUACAGUUAAGUAUUUAUUUUUUCCCCGUUUUGUUUCAUUUUAUUAUUUUUUGUUCAAGGUUGAAGCCCAGUGGAUGGAGUUGGGGUCUACUUGACGUCAAGGGAAAAAGACUCUUAAUAUCAAAAUUAAACCAAAUCUAAAAAACACAUCACAAUGAAUUAUAUGAACAUGCCCUACAUAUUUUAGAAGAUGCACUUUUGGCAGCAUUUUUAGUCUCCUACAGUCUGUGCAGAGACGGCUCUUUCAGCUUUAUGCAUCUGGAAACUGCAAUGUUAACCCAUUCUUAAGUGCUCAGCCUCGGCCAUAUCCUUAAAAUGUUUAUAUGACAGAGAGAGCUGUACUGUGAGUUAUGGUCUGUCUUGAAGGUGUCUUUUUCUGAGACAUGGAUCUGUUUACCCUAAAAUCAUACUGAUAAUGCUGCUGAAACAGUUUGUUGCUGCACUUCUAAUUUAGGUGUGACAUAACAGGAGAGAAUACUUACACCAUCAGUUAUUUUGUAAUUAUAUUUUGUACAUUUAAUUGAGAUGAUUUUUGAUGAGAUCUGGUUCUCCUUUGACGUUUCAGUCCUCUUCUCUGGAUGAGUGCUCCAUGAACCUGUAAUUCCAUCCACUGUGAUUUAAUGAUGUGAAAGAUCAAACUUGAAGCCGAGUGGGGCUCCAUUCUUUUCAUAAGCAGUGAACUGUAUGUGCGGACUGCCAAAAAAGAAUGCCUCCUUGGCUAAAAAGAAUGUGAGGGUCAGGUCUUUGUUGUCUUCAAAUAACAAAUGCAGCACACCAUUAAGUAAUUAAACCAAGCUGUUGGCAGCUGUGGCUAACAGUAGAAAUGUGAGUGUGUGAGUGAGAGAAAUGUCUGCCUAAAUGACUACUACUGCAGUCUGGUUUCUGUAAAAACUUUCAUCCUGAACACAGGAUGUCUUUGGUUAAGGCUGACUGUGGGCCUAAAGUUUCUCUGAUAAAGUGAGGAAUGAAACUAACAUCUUUGUUUUGAUAAGUGAUUUGAAGGAACUAUGACGGUUGAAAUACUACUGUAAAUAGAAAAUGUAAUUAAAGGCAAAAACAAAUAAAUAUUCCUUUUGAAAAGUA